This is a messenger RNA of Sturnus vulgaris (Common starling), 1374 nucleotides long. Lineage: Eukaryota; Metazoa; Chordata; Aves; Passeriformes; Sturnidae. The record is from RefSeq and is a predicted model, not a curated record.
GUGCCUGGAACUACAGUGGUGUCGCAGGAAAUGCAAGAGAAUGUGAAAAAAUGUAAAAACUUUUUAGCUACCCUUAUAAAACUUGCUUCUCAUAACUCACCAUCUCCAGAAACGUCCCGCAAUGUGAAAGCUCUGGUUCAAGAUUUGCUGGAUGCAAAGAUUGAUCCAGAAGAAUUUACAGGCCGCCUUCAAACAGAACUCAAAUCAUCUCCUCAGCCAUAUCUUGUACCUUUCCUUAAGAAAAGUCUACCUGCACUGAGACAAUCCUUACUGAAUAGUCAGCAUUUGGUUUUGCAAGGCCAGCCGUCUCAGCAGUCACUCCAGCAGAGCAAGCUCUCACAAGUUAUACCUCAAUCUGCCUCGGGAAGCAUCUCCUCUGUUGUCACCACGCAGACAAUAGGAAUAAGGCAACCAAACAACAUUUGCACAGUGUCUGUAUCAAAUACAGUGCAGCCUCCUCAGGUUAAGGUGGUACAGUCAAAUCAGAGUUCUCAACUGCAGAUUAUCCAGUCAACAUCUGCUCAAACUGUGAAACGAACCCCUGCUUGCCAGACUACCCAGAUUAGGAUGCCAGUGGUAAUAACUCAGACCAUUAGACCACAAGGCACAGUAGGGAAGGCACCAACAAUACAAGCCAGUAAAAGUCCUGGGGGCUUUGGUGUUCAGGUCUCUGCAAAUCAGAAAAACAAGCUGAAUGACCCUGGAGGUGGUUCUUUCAGAGAUGACGAUGACAUCAAUGAUGUUGCCUCUAUGGCUGGUGUUAAUCUCAAUGAAGAAAGUGCCCGAAUUAUGGCUGCCAACUCUGACUUGGUUGGAACCCAGAUGCAGUCCUGUAAAGAUGAACCCUUUCUUGCUGCUAUACCUCUCCACAAACGCAUACUUGAAACGGCUAAAAAACUAGGAAUUACUGAUGUGCCAGCUGAGGUGGUUACUUUUAUUUCCCAUGCAACACAGAACAGAUUAAGAGCAGUGCUGGAGAAGGUGACAGUGAUAACCCAGCACCGGAUGGAGUCGUACAAAGAUGAUGAAUGGUACGAGCAAGCCACAGAUGUCCGGUCACAGCUCAAGUUCUUUGAACAGUUGGAGCGUUUAGAAAAGCAAAGGAAAGAUGAACAAGAGAGGGAAAUCUUGCUGAAGGCUGCCAAGAGUCGCUCAAGGCAAGAAGACCCAGAGCAAGCUAGACUGAAACAAAAAGCAAAGGAGAUGCAGCAGCAGGAGCUUGCCCAGAUGAGGCAGAGGGAUGCCAACCUGACAGCCCUGGCAGCCAUCGGUCCCCGCAAGAAACGGAGGCUGGAUGCACCCGGCCUGCUCAGCAUAGGAGGAGAGGUAAGUGUGCACCCCGAGCCAGGGACAUGAAAUCACUCCUUCAGAACC